Messenger RNA from Agelaius phoeniceus (red-winged blackbird), 753 nucleotides. RefSeq names its product NAD(P)(+)--arginine ADP-ribosyltransferase 2-like. NCBI's taxonomy places the organism in Eukaryota, Metazoa, Chordata, Aves, Passeriformes, Icteridae. Gene Ontology annotation, molecular function: NAD+ poly-ADP-ribosyltransferase activity; NAD+-protein-arginine ADP-ribosyltransferase activity. The record is from RefSeq and is a predicted model, not a curated record.
AUGGCCCUCCUGGCUCACACCCUGGCACUGCUGGCAAUGACCGUGGCAACUGCCAUUGCCAUCAAGGUGGUGCCCCUGGACAUGGCCUGGGACUCCUUCGAUGACCAGUACCGGGGCUGCAGCCCUGCCAUGAUCACGGCUCUGCCAUCCCUCUACGGCUUUGAGUACCAGAGGAAUCCUCACUUUGCCAGGGGCUGGUAUCAUGCGGAUGCUGAAUGGCGCAAGCGGGGCUCCCAUGUGUCCCCUCUGGCGUCCCCAGCCCAGGCCGUGGCUGUCAUGGCCUACACAAUGAAGUACCUAUACAAGGAGUUCAACGCGGCCGUGCGCACAGCCGGGCACUCCAGCCAGGAAUACCGGAACAACUUCCACUUCAAAGCGCUGCAUUUCCUGCUGACCGAUGCCCUGGGGACCCUGAGGCACGCUCAGAAGGGGAAGUGUCACCACGUGUUCCGGGGCGUGCGGGGCAUUCAUUUCAAGACACGGCAUGGCCAGAAGGUCCGGUUUGGUCAAUUCACAUCAACGUCGCUGAGCAAAGAGGUCGCCCAGAAAUAUGGAACAGACACCAUAUUUGAGGUUCACACGUGCCACGGCGUGGACAUCCAGGCUUUUUCCUAUGAUCCUGGCAACCGUGAGGUGCUGAUCCCACCCUUUGAGACCUUCAAGGUCACCAAAGUCACCCAGAAUGGGCAGAAGACAAAGAUCAGUCUCCGCUCCACUGGGACCUUCAGCAAACACAACUGCGCGUGGCUGUGA